Penaeus vannamei (Pacific white shrimp) is the source of this 570-nucleotide messenger RNA. The record is from RefSeq and is a predicted model, not a curated record. Lineage: Eukaryota; Metazoa; Arthropoda; Malacostraca; Decapoda; Penaeidae.
AUGGCAAAUCAGAAUCCAGACCUGGCUAGGGCGUUUCCCACAAGCAAUGUGCAAGGACAUCACCGUACACUUGCGAGAAAUGGACGGCUACCGUAUCAACAGCAGAUACGGCUAAAGAAGAUAGCUCACAGGAGGAAGAGGAAGAGAGUAGAGGAGGUAAGGGGAACAAUUCAGAUAGCCACCUUGAAUAUAGGGAGUUUGACAGGAAGAGGGCAGGAGAUAGUGGACCUGAUGAACAGGCGCAGGAUUAACAUCAUUUGUGUCCAAGAGACGAAAUGGAAAGGCUGCAAGGCGAGGGAAAUCGGAAAUGGCUUCAAGUUGUUCUACAACGGGAGUGAUGGAAAACGUAAUGGAGUUGAUCUGAGGGAAAUUCCGGAGAGUCAAAGGCUAUGGAUUGGAGGAGACUUCAAUGGCCACUGCGGAAGCAACAACAGAGGAAAGGAGGAUACCAUCGGAAUAUAUGGAGUUGGAGUGAGCAACGUGGCAGGUGAUCAGUUGGUUGACUUUGCUAUGAGUGACAGCCUUCAAAUAAAUAAUACUUUCUUCAAGAAAGCAGAGCGGACAGGAUAA